Humulus lupulus (European hop) is the source of this 1927-nucleotide messenger RNA. RefSeq names its product protein DA1-related 2. The record is from RefSeq and is a predicted model, not a curated record. The coding region runs from base 135 to 1727 and encodes 530 amino acids. Lineage: Eukaryota; Viridiplantae; Streptophyta; Magnoliopsida; Rosales; Cannabaceae. The transcript is spliced from 12 exons. Gene Ontology annotation, molecular function: ubiquitin binding.
UAUUUUCAAGCCGUUGCUUGAAAUUUGUUUUCUCUCUCUCCAUUUCUCUGGUUCUGUUCUCUGUUUUCUCUCUCUGUGCGUCACUGUCGAAUUUUAGGUUCCUUAUUCCGGCGAAGCCUAUAUAGUUCGAUAUCAUGACUUCUUCUGAAGUCACUCAUCUCUCUCAGCCUUGCAUUUACGGGGACAUUGUUUCUUCUUAUGGUGAGAGGAAAUCCCGCUUUAUGAAAUGGCUCACUAAGCUUUUCAAAGGCGGUUCGAGUAGAAGAGGAGGAAGCGGCGGCGGCGGCAAUAAUCCACAGCUUAUUGGCGACGAAAACAUGUCUUGGCGCGCACCAAUUAGAUCCUUGGGUGAUCAUCGCCCCAGAGCUCGGAAGGAGAGCGAUGAGUUGGAACAUGCAAUUGCGCUAUCUUUGGCUGACGAUUUGAGAAGACCAACAGGGCGUAGAUGGCGGCGAGACCACGAUGAAGAUUUUGCCAGGGCACUUCACGAUAGUCUGGCUUCGCCAUAUUCUUCUCCGCGUUCUCGUCCACACCCACACCCACAUCCUCAUCCACAUAUUCCUUCACACCCCACUCCGUAUGUCCCUGCACACCCACCUUCUCAUCCCCCUCAGCAGUAUUACCCUUGGGGAUACAAAAUAUGUGGUGGCUGCAAACGUGAAAUACGUUAUGGAAAUUAUCUAGGAUGCAUGGGAACGUACUACCAUCCUCCGUGCUUCCGCUGUCAUUCUUGCGAACAGCCAAUAACUGAGAAUGAGUUCUCUCUGUCAGGAAAAGAUCCAUAUCACAAGACCUGCUUCAAAGAGCUGGCUCAUCCCAAGUGUGAUGUCUGCCAUCACUUUAUACCGACCAAUCGAGCUGGUUUAAUUGAGUAUAGGUGCCACCCCUUUUGGUCUCAAAAAUACUGUCCUUCACAUGAACAUGACGACACAGCUCGCUGCUGCAGUUGUGAGCGCUUAGAGUCCUGGGAUGCAAGAUAUAUUUCAUUGGGAGAUGGACGGAGUUUAUGCUUCGAGUGCAUGGAAUCUGCUAUUAUGGAUACUGGUGAUUGUCAGCCCCUUUACCAUGCCAUCAGAGACUUUUACGAAGGACUGAACAUGAAACUAGAUCAGCAAAUCCCCAUGCUUCUGGUUGAAAGACACGCACUUAAUGAAGCAAUAGUUGGAGAGAAAGGCGGUAUACAUCACAUGCCUGAGACAAGGGGUUUAUGCCUUUCUGAAGAGCAGACUGUCACUAGUAUACUCAGAAGGCCGAAAAUCGGAGGUCACCAAUUUAUAGGAAUGAGAACUCAACCUCAAAAGCUGACUCGAAGAUGUGAAGUAACAGCUAUUCUUGUUCUCUAUGGUCUUCCAAGAUUACUAACUGGUGCUAUUCUUGCCCAUGAGUUGAUGCAUGGCUGGCUACGCCUUAAAGGUUUUCGUAACCUUAAUCCGGAAGUAGAGGAAGGUAUCUGUCAGGUGCUUUCCCACAUGUGGCUUGAAUCGGAAGUAAUGCCAGUGUCUCGAAACAUGCCUUCAACAUCAACAGCUUCUUCUUCCUCCUCAUCUAAGAAAGGCGGAAAGUCAAACGCCGAAAGCAAACUCGGAGAGUUUUUCAUGCACCAAAUUGCCCACGAUGCGUCUCCAGCAUAUGGGGGAGGGUUCAGGGCAGCAAAUGCAGCAGUCAACAAGUAUGGUUUACCUCCUACUCUGAAACACAUUCAUCUCACGGGAACUUUCCCCUUGUAAUGAGAAUUUCGAAUCAUUCUCUCUUUAUCUCUGUUAGUUGCCUUACAUGCCCAUUGGAGAUAUUCUUUUUCUCCCCUAAAAAAAAAUUAAGCUGCCUACUAAAGCUUCAAGCAGCACCCCUUCUAAUUUCAUGGGGUCCUGCAAGGAUACAAGCUAAGAAAUGAGUCCCUCAAUCUAAUAAAGAUUCAUAAUGUUAUUUU